GUCAACCCGAGGAAGUGGCAGGUGAGAAGAGAGACCAGCCUCUGAGGAACCUCCUUAAUAAUAUCAGCAUGGCAGAAGAGUGGGGGAAGCCAGUGUUCGCUGCCAGGCGCUAUCACGAAGACACGACACGAGGUUCUGCUUUUGUUUACACAAACAGCAACCACACCAGAGAUCCCUUCGAGGGUCCUAACUACCACAUUGCUCCUCGGUGGGUUUACAACGUGGCAACAUGUUGGAUGUUUUUCGUGGUCAUCGCAUCGGUCUUCACCAACGGUCUUGUCUUAGUGGCCACAGCAAAGUUCAAGAAGCUGCGUCAUCCUCUCAACUGGAUCUUGGUCAAUCUUGCUGUUGCUGAUCUUGGGGAGACAGUAUUUGCGAGCACCAUCAGUGUGUGCAACCAGUUUUUUGGUUACUUUAUCCUCGGACACCCAAUGUGCAUCUUCGAGGGCUACACUGUCUCAGUUUGUGGAAUUACUGCUUUAUGGUCUCUCACUAUUAUCUCCUGGGAGAGAUGGAUUGUUGUGUGCAAACCUUUCGGAAACGUUAAAUUUGAUGCUAAGUGGGCCUCAGCUGGAAUUAUUUUCUCCUGGAUUUGGUCUGCAGUUUGGUGUGCUCCCCCUAUUUUUGGAUGGAGCAGGUACUGGCCUCAUGGACUGAAGACUUCUUGUGGACCUGAUGUGUUCAGUGGAAGUGAGGAUCCCGGCGUCCAGUCCUACAUGAUUGUCCUGAUGAUCACAUGUUGCUUAAUUCCACUUGCAAUCAUCAUCCUGUGCUAUUUGGCGGUCUGGUGGGCAAUCCACAGCGUCGCAAUGCAGCAGAAGGAAUCGGAGUCCACACAGAAAGCUGAGAAGGACGUGUCCAGGAUGGUUGUCGUCAUGAUCUUAGCCUACAUUUUCUGCUGGGGUCCCUACACGUUCUUCGCCUGCUUUGCUGCGGCCAACCCUGGAUAUGCCUUCCACCCUCUUGCAGCAGCUAUGCCUGCCUACUUUGCCAAGAGCGCCACCAUCUACAACCCAAUCAUCUAUGUAUUCAUGAACAGACAGUUCCGGACAUGCAUCAUGCAGCUCUUUGGCAAGCAGGUAGAUGACGCAUCGGAGGUGUCCACAUCAAAGACAGAAGUCUCAUCUGUGUCUCCAGAAUAAUCCUCCUUUUUGCACAAAAUGUCACAGUUUUGACCUCUCGUGUAAAUAUGUAGAACAUUUUCUUCAGCUAGUUUUCUUGCAAACAUGAUAAAAAAAGACCAAACAAAAAAAUAAAAGCAAAUGAUAAAAUGA
Molecule: messenger RNA, 1274 nt
Organism: Synchiropus splendidus (mandarinfish)
Lineage: Eukaryota; Metazoa; Chordata; Actinopteri; Syngnathiformes; Callionymidae
Product: red-sensitive opsin
Exons: 6
Coding region: 69-1142 (357 amino acids)
Biological process (GO): phototransduction; G protein-coupled receptor signaling pathway; visual perception
Cellular component (GO): membrane; photoreceptor outer segment
Molecular function (GO): G protein-coupled receptor activity
Source: RefSeq, a predicted model, not a curated record